AUGACCACUUCCGUGACAACAGAAACCGUGGUGGCUAAUUUCGCGACUGUCACCUCGACUUACAGCUCUUUCCAUGAGGUGUCUAUAAUUGAGGGUACCACGACCUAUCUCAGCACUAUCGCUAUUCCCGUGACCCAGAUGCUUGUCUUGGGUACCGUCAUGGGUACUGAAUCAGCCAGUGUUUCCUCUUCCACCAUUGAUACCUCUCAAGCCGCUGAAUCCAAUGAUACCCCAUUUGAUGAAUCCCAAAAUGAGAGUGUCGGAAGUGAAGAUAGCCUCUCUGUUUACCCUAGGGGUGGGACUGAAUCCUAUCCUUCAGUGAACAUCUCCCAUGCUAUCGUGGCUUCUUCUUCUUCUUCUUCUUCUUCUUCGGCAUUCCCCCGUUCCACCAAUGAGGCUGCUCGAAGUGGCUCAUCCACUGUUAUCAACUCUUGGUCCAGCACCUCUGCUGGUCUUACCGCUGCAUAUACAGGAGCUGCGUCUAAAGUGAAUGUACUAAGCGCUGUGUCUUUGUACUUAAUCGUCUUUGCUGGACAUAUCGUUCUUUGA
Messenger RNA from Penicillium longicatenatum, 549 nucleotides. RefSeq lists its product as uncharacterized. The coding region runs from base 1 to 549 and encodes 182 amino acids. The transcript has 2 exons. The record is from RefSeq and is a predicted model, not a curated record. Lineage: Eukaryota; Fungi; Ascomycota; Eurotiomycetes; Eurotiales; Aspergillaceae.